CACGAGCUACCACGAUGAAAUUCUGCCUGGUAACGUUGACAGCACUGGUUGCGUUCGCAACUGUCAACUGUCACUAUCUUCCAACCUUCGGCGAGGGACCCCUCUACGAGGACAUCCAGUAUUUCAUGGACAUGAUCCCCAUGAAGGAUGUGAUGGCCGUCACUGUUGAAUACGCAGCCCUGGACACCGAGUUCCAGGAGCUUCUGGGGUAUUUCGAGACGGACGAAUUCCACCAGCUGUUGGAAGAGGUUGAAAACAUUCCUGAGUUCCGUGUGUUCGCGAACUAUCUGCAGACCAACGGCGUGUACAUAUACAACGUCCUGAACAAACUGAACCAGCGAGUGGGCAUUCCUCCGUUCCAACCGAUUCUGAUGGCGACCAAGAAGAUCACCGGUGGAUUGAAGGGUUACUUCGAAGACGUUAAAUCGUACGUCGACUACGAUCUCUUCAUUCAUGGCUACGUGUACAAGAUGAGAAACUCCGAGGCCUUCCGCCAUUUCGUGGCGCACUUGAAAUCCCCCAAUCAUCAGAAGUUCAUCGACACGUUGUACCAGAAUGAACUUUACCUGAACUUCCGUCACUCGAUCACCAACAAGGGACUCGACGUAGCCCUGGUCGAGGACAUCAUCUUCACCGUUCUGGGCAUUGAAUUCCCGGAUUUAAGCAGCACCGUGACGAUGUACGACUCGGAACUGUCCAAGGAUAUCAAAGAUUUCGUGGCCCUCAUCGACAAAGAGAAGAUUGUGAAGAUAGUUCUCAGCUACCUGGACGACGAUGAGGUACAGAAGGCGAUGACGUACAUGUACGGCGAGGACUUCCACGAGUUGACGCGCACGGUCGAAGGCCUGAAGGAGUACCAGGACCUGGUAUUGUACCUGCACGACGCUGGCCUGAACAUCUUCGGCUUCCUGCAAAAGGUACACAAUCUGUUCGGUAUGGAGGAUUACGUGCCACCCAAGGUAGGUAACUUCGCCUUCUUCCAAAACGUUUUCGUGAACCGUGGUGGAGUGAAGAAAAUGGUCGACGACGUCAUCGACGCGUUGCCGUUGGACAAAUUCAAGCAACUGUACCAAGUGAAGAUGAAGAAUUCGCCAGCUUUCAGAGACUUGAUCAUGAAGCUCAGGUCUGAGGAUCUCAAGGAGAUCGUUGCCACGAUUUACAAAUCGCCGGUCUUUCUAGAGAUGAGACAGAAGGCUAUCGAUGCUGGCUUGGACCUGGAACCGGUCAGAGUGUUCUUCAAGAAGGUGUUCGACUUCGAGUUCCCCAAAGUGCCGGAUUUCAGCAAAACCAUGACGAUGUACGACACGGAACUGUCCAAGGAUAUCAAAGAUUUCGUGGCCCUCAUCGACAAAGAGAAGAUUGUGAAGAUAGUUCUCAGCUACCUGGACGACGAUGAGGUACAGAAGGCGAUGACGUACAUGUACGGCGAGGACUUCCACGAGUUGACGCGCACGGUCGAAGGCCUGAAGGAGUACCAGGACCUGGUAUUGUACCUGCACGACGCUGGCCUGAACAUCUUCGGCUUCCUGCAGAAGGUACACAAUCUGUUCGGUAUGGAGGAUUACGUGCCACCCAAGGUAGGUAACUUCGCCUUCUUCGAAAACGUUUUCGUGAACCGUGGUGGAGUGAAGAAAAUGGUCGACGACGUCAUCGACGCGUUGCCGUUGGACAAAUUCAAGCAACUGUACCAAGUGAAGAUGAAGAAUUCGCCAGCUUUCAGAGACUUGAUCAUGAAGCUCAGGUCUGAGGAUCUCAAGGAGAUCGUUGCCACGAUUUACAAAUCGCCGGUCUUUCUAGAGAUGAGACAGAAGGCUAUCGAUGCUGGCUUGGACCUGGAACCGGUCAGAGUGUUCUUCAAGAAGGUGUUCGACUUCGAGUUCCCCAAAGUGCCGGAUUUCAGCAAAACCAUGACGAUGUACGACACGGAACUGUCCAAGGAUAUCAAAGAUUUCGUGGCCCUCAUCGACAAAGAGAAGAUUGUGAAGAUAGUUCUCAGCUACCUGGACGACGAUGAGGUACAGAAGGCGAUGACGUACAUGUACGGCGAGGACUUCCACGAGUUGACGCGCACGGUCGAAGGCCUGAAGGAGUACCAGGACCUGGUAUUGUACCUGCACGACGCUGGCCUGAACAUCUUCGGCUUCCUGCAAAAGGUACACAAUCUGUUCGGUAUGGAGGAUUACGUGCCACCCAAGGUAGGUAACUUCGCCUUCUUCCAAAACGUUUUCGUGAACCGUGGUGGAGUGAAGAAAAUGGUCGACGACGUCAUCGACGCGUUGCCGUUGGACAAAUUCAAGCAACUGUACCAAGUGAAGAUGAAGAAUUCGCCAGCUUUCAGAGACUUGAUCAUGAAGCUCAGGUCUGAGGAUCUCAAGGAGAUCGUUGCCACGAUUUACAAAUCGCCGGUCUUUCUAGAGAUGAGACAGAAGGCUAUCGAUGCUGGCUUGGACCUGGAACCGGUCAGAGUGUUCUUCAAGAAGGUGUUCGACUUCGAGUUCCCCCAAGUGCCGGAUUUCAGCAAAACCAUGACGAUGUACGACACGGAACUGUCCAAGGAUAUCAAAGAUUUCGUGGCCCUCAUCGACAAAGAGAAGAUUGUGAAGAUAGUUCUCAGCUACCUGGACGACGAUGAGGUACAGAAGGCGAUGACGUACAUGUACGGCGAGGACUUCCACGAGUUGACGCGCACGGUCGAAGGCCUGAAGGAGUACCAGGACCUGGUAUUGUACCUGCACAACGCUGGCCUGAAUAUCUUCGGCUUCCUGCAGAAGGUACACAAUCUGUUCGGUAUGGAGGAUUACGUGCCACCCAAGGUAGGUAACUUCGCCUUCUUCCAAAACGUUUUCGUGAACCGUGGUGGAGUGAAGAAAAUGGUCGACGACGUCAUCGACGCGUUGCCGUUGGACAAAUUCAAACAACUGUACCAAGUGAAGAUGAAGAAUUCGCCAGCUUUCAGAGACUUGAUCAUGAAGCUCAGGUCUGAGGAUCUCAAGGAGAUCGUUGCCACGAUCUACAAAUCGCCAAUCUUUCUGGAGAUGAGACAGAAGGCGAUCGAUGCUGGUUUGGACCUGGAACCGGUCAGAGUGUUCUUCAAGAAGGUGUUCGACUUCGAGUUCCCCAAAGUGCCUUAAAUACGGGGUUCCGUUAAGAUUUUCCUGCGAUAUUUGUACGAAUAACACUGUAUUAGACUGUUACGAAAUUUCUAUAAGCGAUUUAUUUUACUUAUUAUGAAAUCAAUUUUGUACUUUUUGUGAUAUGUAAAAUUAAACAUUCGGAAUAAACAUUUGU
Molecule: messenger RNA, 3288 nt
Organism: Colletes gigas
Lineage: Eukaryota; Metazoa; Arthropoda; Insecta; Hymenoptera; Colletidae
Exons: 2
Coding region: 15-3131 (1038 amino acids)
Source: RefSeq, a predicted model, not a curated record